AUGAUCAACGAUAAAAUUAUGAAUUCUACAGAUAUUUACGACAGGGCGACGCUCCCAGGCCUGCCUCGGGAGCUCCUCGAUCAGAUCUCGCUCGAGUUGGGCUCUGGCGACAUUCCCAGCCUCGCCAGGCUCACGAUGACCUGCCGCCAACUCCACGGCCUGUGGUACAGCCGAAGCGCAGAGGAGCUUCAUCAUGCUGGUGCCGGUCUCCCGCUGUCCACAAAUGGUGGCACAGCUGGGACCUCACAUGCAGGCGCUCUAGUUGGCGGUUUCGCCUGGCAGGCGGACAGGUCGAUGCUCAACAAGCUGUUGCUGACCUUUGCCAACCCGCGGGUGCUGCCAACACUUAUCCUGGUCGCUUCCACGCGCAGGGUCCGAAAGCAGGCUCUACAGGCGGCUUCUCUCGCCGACAGGGUCUCGAUCUUGUCGCGACACUACUCGGCGGUCCGCGACCGGCAGCUGCACGGCGUCACUGACAACUUUAGCCUGGAGGAUGCCUUCCAGGCCUUCUUGGUCAAUGAGGCAUCACAGGGGCUCGUUGCUUUCUAUUUUCAUGACCUCGUGGGACACAACCACUUCAUGCCUCGUGUGAGCGACAGCCGGCAGCAGGGCCCAAUGGCCCCUCUGCGGGAGCUCGAGGGCGAGCGCAUCCAGCGUGCUCUUUGUGUCCACGAGCAUUUCAGGUCCUUUUGUGGUGUCGACGUGUUCGAGAGCUGUUUCUCCCGCCACCUCGAGUCGUUCUCGAGCAUCGAGCUGGUUCGAGUGGACACCAUCACAGAAUGGAUACGAGAACGAGUGUUCUUUGUCUUUAUGAAUCAUGUCCCUGGUUUCCGCAACAGGCGGUGCUGCGAAGACCCCGUCCAAGAGUACUGUCCCGCGUCCCUGCUUAUGAGGCUCACGCUGAGCUUGGAGGACUUUCACAGGCUGAUGAACGCCUCUGUUCGUGACCGUGCCCCGGACGAGGAGGUCCUUGACAUCUUGGACCUCGAAAGAAGACUUGUCCUCCCUUCCGAAACAGAGCCGGGCAGGUUAGUCCCAGUAGACCUCCGUGCGAUGUUCUCGAUGGACAAUGCUGCAGAUAACGUCGAGGGGGCCCAUGAAAUUCACGGGCUCGUCCGCUCCAUCGAAGGUGGGUGGGGCGAAACAGAAUCUCUCUACCGAAGAAGCAACGUGAGCACAGAAGACCAGUUCCAUGACCCAGACACUGGCCCUGUGGACUUUCUGCGCUGGACGGAGGACUUCCCACGCGGCGUGCACAGCCUGUUAACCGGCGUGACGGGGGGUGACAUGCUCGACAGGUUCCGGCUGCUGUCGCUCACCGAUGGCGAGCUUCCCGACAGCUCGGCAUCAGAAUCACCCUCCUGA
Molecule: messenger RNA, 1365 nt
Organism: Diaporthe amygdali
Lineage: Eukaryota; Fungi; Ascomycota; Sordariomycetes; Diaporthales; Diaporthaceae
Exons: 1
Coding region: 1-1365 (454 amino acids)
Source: RefSeq, a predicted model, not a curated record